UUCAUACACACACAUUCUCACUACUAGCUAGCUAGCUUCUGCUUCAUUAGCUAGUUAGGCUAGUUCUUCAUUCUUCUCUGAGAACAUGUCUGGGGUUUGGGUUUUCAAGAACGGCGUCGUCCGGCUGGUGGAGAACCCGGGGGCGGAUUCCCUGCAGGGCUCCAGCCGGCGCAAGGUGUUGGUCCACACUCCCAGUGACGAGGUCAUUACCUCUUACGCUGUGCUUGAGCGGAAGCUGCUCUCGCUUGGCUGGGAGAGGUACUACGACGACCCAGAUCUCCUUCAGUACCACAAGCGAUCCACCGUCCACCUCAUCUCUCUCCCCAAGGAUUUCAACAAGUUCAAGUCCAUGCACAUGUACGACAUCGUCGUGAAGAACCGGAAUCUGUUUGAAGUCAGGGACACGUAGUCUGUCCUUGGAUCUACUACUGCCUGCUAGCUUCUGCUAAUGAAUGUGUUUGUGAUUGAUGAUAAUGAUGAUGACUGUGUGUUUGGUUAGUUUGUGAGUUUGUAACUUUUUUUGUUGUUGGGAGGUUCACUGUGUUUUGGUUUGGCUUGGUUUGCAGUAUGUACGUAGGUACAAUUUGUAUUUAGUUUAGUGAAAACAUGGGUUUGAUGGGUGAUUAUCGGGUACUCUAUUGCGGUUUUGUACAAACUAAUUAAAUGUUUAAUGAUCCUGACAUGUGUGUGUUCUUUUUA
Messenger RNA from Rosa rugosa (rugosa rose), 699 nucleotides. RefSeq names its product flowering-promoting factor 1-like protein 3. Bases 86 to 409 code for a protein of 107 amino acids. NCBI's taxonomy places the organism in Eukaryota, Viridiplantae, Streptophyta, Magnoliopsida, Rosales, Rosaceae. The transcript has a single exon. Gene Ontology annotation, biological process: regulation of flower development. The record is from RefSeq and is a predicted model, not a curated record.